AAAAAAAAAUUAAAUCUAAGUUAAUUAGGUAGCCAAGGGAAAUUGCCACUGCUUCAUCUUCCCCUAUAAAUUGCUUUCAUUUUCCUUCUCCCUUAUAACCAAGUACAUGUUUGGUUUUGAGAUAGCAUCAUAGAAUCUGUUGGGCUCUAAAAUAUAUUUUUUUCUUUACUUUUGGAAAAAGGAAGAAGAUGAAGUACGUGCUUGUAACAGGAGGUGUUGUGAGUGGAUUAGGAAAAGGAAUCACAGCGAGUAGUAUUGGUGUUCUUCUUCAAUCAUGUGGUCUUCGUGUUACUUGUAUCAAAAUAGAUCCAUAUCUUAACUAUGAUGCUGGAACCAUAUCUCCUUAUGAACAUGGUGAAGUGUUUGUCUUAGAGGAUGGCAGUGAGGUGGAUCUUGAUCUUGGAAACUACGAGAGGUUUCUAGGUUGCACACUAACCCGAGAUAACAAUAUCACUCUUGGAAAGAUUCAGCAGCAAGUAAUGGAUAGAGAGAGGAAAGGAGAUUACUUAGGAACUACUGUUCAGAUUGUUCCUCACGUCACUGAUGCAAUAAAAGAAUGGGUGGAGAGAGUUGCCAUGAUUCCUGUAGAUGGAAAGGAAGGUCCUCCUGAUGUUUGCAUCAUCGAAUUAGGUGGAACUAUAGGAGAUAAUGAAUCUAGGCCUUUCACUGAUGCACUUAGCCAAUUAUCAUACAGUGUAGGACCUGAGAAUUUCUGUCUGAUCCAUGUCACCCUUGUGCCUGUGCUCAGUGUUGUUGGUGAACAGAAAACAAAACCAACACAGCACAGCAUUAGAGAUCUACGAGGACUGGGCUUGUCACCUGAUAUUAUAGCUUGCCGAAGCACAAAGGUACUUGAAGAGAAUGUAAAAGAAAAGCUAUCUCGAUUUUGCUAUGUUCCGGUGCAGAAUAUCUUAUCUCUCCAUGAUGUUCACAACAUCUGGCACAUUCCCUUGUUGCUCAAGGAUCAGAAUGCUCAUGAACCAAUCUCAAAAGUCCUGAACCUUGCUGGAAUAGCUGAAGAACCUUCUUUAGAAAAAUGGGCUUCAAUGGUGGAAAUUAGUGACAACUUACAUGUACAGGUGAGAAUAGCUGUGGUGGGGAAAUAUACAGACCUCUCAGAUGCAUAUCUAUCAGUCUCGAAGGCCCUCAUGCAUGCUUCUGUGGCUUUUGGCAAAAAGCUUGUAGUUGAUUUGGUUCCAUCUCCUGAUCUUGAGAAGACCACAAUGAAAGAGAACUCAUCCGCAUACAAGGCUGCGUGGAUGUUACUGAAGGGUGCAGAUGGAGUUAUUAUCCCUGGAGGGUAUGGUAAUAGAGGAGUGGAAGGGAAGAUUCUUGCAGCCAAAUACGCUAGAGAAAACAAUAUCCCUUUCCUAGGUAUCUGUCUUGGGAUGCAGGUCGCUGUCAUCGAGUUUGCACGCUCAGUUCUCUGCUUGCCUGAUGCAAAUAGCACAGAGUUUAAACCUGAAACCAAACAUCCAUGCAUAGUCUUCAUGCCUGAGGGCUCCACGACUCACAUGGGAGGAACAAUGAGAUUAGGCUCAAGAAGAUCUUACUUCCAUGUCAAGGACAGCAUAUCUGCAAGACUAUAUGGGAACAAAGAGUUUGUUGAUGAGAGGCAUCGCCAUAGAUACGAGGUGAAUCCUGAUAUGGCUGUAUGCCUCGAGAAAGCAGGUCUCUCGUUCGCUGCAAAAGAUGAAACUGGCAAACGCAUAGAGAUUGUUGAAGUACCAAGCCACCCUUUUUUCAUUGGUGCUCAAUUCCAUCCUGAAUUCAAAUCAAGACCCGGGAAAGUAUCUCCGUUGUUCUUAGGACUAAUAGCAGCAGCAUGUGGUGAGCUAGAUGCAGUCCUGACUCCAGUCUCCAUUCAACAAGACAACAACCAACAUGUGGUACUUGGCAAUGAAACAAGGGUUGAUCCAAUAAAUGGUUUUUGUAAUGGAACCAACAAGACCUCUCAGAAAAGUGUAAGACAUAACAAUGACCUCUAUCUCCAUCAGAUUUCAAAGAGCAGCCGACGUAAACUAAACGGCAAUCCUUAUUUUGAUUCUGAGUGAUAUAAGUAAAUGUAAAAUGCUAUGCAUAAUAAACUAAAUAAACCUUGUAAAAUAAUUCUGACAACUAUUCUAUAACUUUAACAUUUUUAA
Brassica napus (rape) is the source of this 2144-nucleotide messenger RNA. Its product is annotated as CTP synthase 1. Bases 189 to 2054 code for a protein of 621 amino acids. Gene Ontology annotation, molecular function: CTP synthase activity; identical protein binding. The record is from RefSeq and is a predicted model, not a curated record. The transcript is spliced from 20 exons. Gene Ontology annotation, biological process: CTP biosynthetic process; pyrimidine nucleobase biosynthetic process. Lineage: Eukaryota; Viridiplantae; Streptophyta; Magnoliopsida; Brassicales; Brassicaceae.